AUGCGUUUCACCGUCAAUACUAUCAUCUUCUUCGCGGCUAUGAUCGCAACCACCCACGCUGCGCCCGCCAACUCCACCGUUACCAGAAGUGUAAAAGGAUGGGCCCGAUUCUGUGACGAUGCCAACUGCUCCGUGAACUGCGGGAUUUCUGUCAACGUCGAGAAUCCAGGCUGCCUGAUUGAACGUGGCCGGGGGUCUGUGUUGUAUAACGGACCUUACCUGGGGGGAAUUGCUCUCCUGGCGUCGCCGGGGGAGAGCUGUGGGUGUCAGAGCAGCUGCGUUCCGCACUUUUGGGCGAUCAGUGGUAGCAAUACGUGCCUUAACCUGGAAGACAACCCUGGGAGUUCCUACCGGUUUAUCCAUGGGGGUUGCCCUGCGAACAACUGCGAGUAA
This is a messenger RNA of Aspergillus chevalieri, 393 nucleotides long. RefSeq lists its product as uncharacterized. The record is from RefSeq and is a predicted model, not a curated record. Lineage: Eukaryota; Fungi; Ascomycota; Eurotiomycetes; Eurotiales; Aspergillaceae. The coding region runs from base 1 to 393 and encodes 130 amino acids. The transcript has a single exon.